This is a messenger RNA of Caretta caretta (loggerhead turtle), 3493 nucleotides long. Its product is annotated as torsin-1A. Gene Ontology annotation, biological process: protein localization to nucleus; nuclear membrane organization. Gene Ontology annotation, cellular component: nuclear envelope; endoplasmic reticulum; endoplasmic reticulum lumen. The record is from RefSeq and is a predicted model, not a curated record. Lineage: Eukaryota; Metazoa; Chordata; Testudines; Cheloniidae. Gene Ontology annotation, molecular function: kinesin binding; ATP hydrolysis activity; ATP binding.
AAUCAGCAUUUUACAAAACCUGAAAUUUUUCCACAGGGGAAAAAUCAUUUUCUAACCAUCUUUACUGGUCAUUGCAGAGGAAAUGAUUUCAAAUGUUUGCCCAGAGGACGAGUUUGUUUCUGGUUUUCGAGCCUACACACGUCCUGUUCCUGAUCUGGGACUUUGCAUAUCCUCUCCAGUUGACCAAGCCAUGCAGGGCAUGGAGACUGCAGCUGCUCAGAACGACCCUGAGACACCUUGCCGGGGCCGCGCUGUCAAGGGAACCUGCUCUGUAGAGGGCUUCACUUUAAAAAGGAACAAGAUGCUCUCCCCCCGGUAUCUGCUGGCGAAAGGUUCAGUCCUGCAAGGUGCUGAGCGCCCUCCACUCCUGCAGAAGUCAGUGGGAUUCAAGGAGCUCAGCACCUCAUGGGAUCAAGCUGCAAACGUGCAGGGUCUUGAGGGCCUGCUAUGCCCAGUGAGGCAUGAGCCCACAGUGUGGCAGUAGACACACUAACAGCUCCCUCUAGAAAUCUCAAGGCUGGGAUCCUGUUCAGCUGCUGCACGAGAGCAUGAAGGAGUGGGUCGAAGAAGCUCGCCACCCCCCCCACACACUCCCCAACAGGGACAUAACCCGGCUCAGGAUGGGACUUUCCUCUUAGGCUAACACCAAAUAUAAUAAUGUGAUGAUGACUCAACUCUUGUUAUUGCAUCAGUGGCUUACCCAGGCUAAUGGGAACUAGCCUCCAGCUCUCAGAACAGCCUGAGAUUGCAGAAACACAUCAGGAAGUCACGUUCGGAUGCCUUCCCCUUUGCUUUCACCGAGCCAGGCUGUCAUUCAACUCCUGCCAUGAAGCUUCUGAACGUGGCUGGAUUCUUCGCUCUGGCGCCCACUUUGGUGCCAGCUCUGGAGCCCAUCACCACCUCACUUGCUUUCUGCGGGGCAGCUGUCAUGUGGCAGCUCUUCUCCCCUGCCUCCUGGCUCAAGUGCCGCUUCCUGGAGUGCUGCAACAUGAAGGACACCCUGGACAUCCCAGCCCUGCAGAUGGUUUUGGAACAGAAAGUAUUUGGGCAGCACCUAGCCACCCAGGUGGUUCUGAAAGCACUGAGUGCACACUCCAGAGACAAACAGCCCAGGAAGCCCCUGGUGAUGUCCUUCCAUGGCUGGACUGGCACUGGCAAGUCCUUUGUCAGCAAGAUCAUUGCACGGAACCUGUACCAGAGUCAUGAAGCAAGAAGGAGCUUCGUCCAUCAGUUUGACGCGGUGUUGCAUUUUCCACACGCUGAACAUAUAAAGCAGUAUAAGGAGCAGCUGCAGAACUGGAUUCGAGGGAAUGUCAGUGUCUGUCCGAGGUCGCUUUUUAUUUUCUCAGAAAUGGACCAGAUGCCGCAUGGCCUGAUUGACUCCAUCAUGCCGUACCUCAGUCAUCGCGAGGCUAUCAAUGGCAUCUACUAUGGCAAGGCCAUCUUCCUCUUCCUGAAUAACGCAGGAGGGGAUAAGAUAACAGAGGUGGCGCUCGAUCAUUGGAGGAGGCAGAAGGGAAGAGAAGAAAUUCCCCUGACAGACCUGCAGUCUAUGCUAUCCGCUGAGAUUUUCAAUAACAGGAACAGUGGUUUUUGGAAUAGCAAGCUGAUCCAGAAGAACCUGGUGGAUUAUUUCAUCCCUUUCUUGCCCCUGGAAUAUAAACAUGUGAAAAAGUGCAUCCAAGAGGAGCUGCACUACCAAGGGCACCAAGAAGAUGAAGACCUCAUCAUAAAGAUUGCCUUAGCAAUGUCCGACUAUCCCAAUGAAGACAGAAUCUACUCUAGCAAAGGUUGCAAAACUGUGGCCUCAAAGGUGAACCUGGAUACCUAGAACGGCCAAGUGCUCAAGGACAAGGAGGAAGAGAAAGCAAGUAUCUUUUUCCUUCUCCCACCAGUAUCUUCUCAAACUGUAAGCUUGUUGGGGCAGGAAACUGCCCUUUAAUAUAUCUAAGCCUGUGGCACACUGUUACUGGAGAGAAAAGAUAACUUCCUCAUCUCAGCAUAAUACAGUACAUCCUUUCCCUACCUUCCAAACAUGCUGCUGUAAGUAAAAUAAAAUUAAUAUGGUAUUUAUUCUUAAUUAUCUCUCUGGAUUCUUGACAAACCUCCCCUAUCAAGAUCAAAGGGAGGCAGUACAGAGUAGGCAGGGCAGAUAUGCCUGCCUUGUUUUUCCAGGGAUAUGAACAAAGGAAAAACAAAAGCAACAGAAGAAAAGGGACCCAAUAUAAAGAACUACUGACUCAGGUUUGCUUGCCCACUUAAUUCCUCACCAGUCUCUAUUAAUGAUGGUUGUGUGAGCUUUUGAUUUUAAAAGCAAAUCUAGAAAACUCUGGUUAUGGACAGAGGUUUGCUAGAGAAUAGGCCAGAGGUGCUAUGGUUUAGAAUGAUGCUCUAAAAAGCUUGGAGCUCAAAUAAGCCCCCCCACACUUCUAAGCUUUUUUUAAAUCUUCCCUAACAUUUUAUUACAAUAUUUUUAAGGAUCCUGUCAGGGAGAUUCUUGGGGCAGGAUAAGGGAGGGGAAGAAGAUGAGUUUCUUGAUCUCUGCCAAAAUACCCAUCAACUUAGAUCCUUAAACGUACACGCACCAAUUAUACAGAGUGUUUCCUUGCUGCAAUUCACUCUGAUGGUAUAAUGAAGAUACCUUAGUCAGUUAUGCUUUUGGUGCAAGUCAGUUUAAUUUUCUAGCCUCUUCUUGCAAUGUUUUCGUUACAAACACACUAGGGGAAUGUUUGAAUCCCAACAAUAAACCCUUUUUUAUACUGAGUCAAACAAAUCAUGAAAGGUUUCUGUCAGUGUCAGGUUUUGAAAAACUACUUUUUACACCACCUACAUUUUUGCCCUGGAUUAAUACUUGAUCAUUUCCUUGUAACUCCUCCCUGACAAAGCACCAACGAAGUAUUUUUAGCACAAGAAAUAUGACUCUGAUGGAACUGAAAAGAAUGCAAGACAAAAAAGCAAACACCGAGUGUGACGAAGUGGGAAUGUUCUUAAUGUUUUCUCUGAAUACUAUGUGGGUGCCUCAGUUUCCCCUAUGCAUUUCUUAAGUAUCUAGGUGGUGAGAUAAGGGUGUGUGAUUGUUGCAGAGCCUUAGAGGAUCAGAGGAUCAGUGUGAUGCUUUCUGCACAUAAAAUGGCUGACACCCUGUCUCCUGGCAACUGGUGGCCUGGGGCCCUCCCCUGAAAGUGCCAACUGAAGGUGUUGGAGAACAAAAAGAUCAGGUGGCCUCCUGGCCCAGGAAAGAGACAAAAGCCAGAGGAGGGGCUGGAGAGUUUCAGUUUGGAGCUGGCUGGGGAAAGAGCGGGAGGCCCAGACCUGGGAUCUGGCCUCCCUGCCCCCAAGAUGGACCUGACUUAGGGGUCCUGUUUCUGUACCUACAAGCUCUGUUUCAAACUGUGUUCCUAUUAUCUAAUAAACCUUCUGUUUUACUGGCUGGCUGAGAGUCACAUCUGACUGUGAAAUUGGGGUGCAGGGCCCACUGGCUUCCCCAGGAGCC